AUGAAAACUUCCGAGAUUGAUGUUGUCAGCGGCUCGAUGAUCACACUGAAAUGCGACGAAGAAACGCGAAUACUUGAGAAUAGAAAGGAUGAAAAUAUUGAUUGGUUUGUUAAUAGUGUUCAUAUUAAAACUGGCUGGUUUGAUUGGAGAAUCUCUAUUAGUGCCUCUGGCCGAUUAGGAUUGUGGCCCAUUCAACACGACGAAAGCGGAAAUUUUGAAUGCUAUGUUAACGGAAAACUUCGAGGUUCCGUAUUUGUAAACGUUGUAUCUAUGAAGCAUGCUUUGCUCAUGGGCCUCAUUAAUUAUUUGUACGUUUCACUUAUUUUUGGAAUUUGUACCCUUUUCAUUGGUUGCAUUAUUGGUAAUCGAAACCAGGAAAUUCAAGUGACGCAAGUCGAUCGAAUUGAAGAGUUUUUAACAGAAAAAUUGUUCAAAGAUGAUCAAAUGAUUAAGGAACGCAUUGCAAAAAUAAAUGAAGAGAAGGAGAUGAAUAACGAAGGAGCGGAAAAUGUUGAAAGAAAAGAAGGUGCCAAUCGUUCGACAAUUAUGCAGUCAGAGAAGCCAAGUGCAUCUGAGUUCCGAAAAGGCGAACCAUCAUCGAAACAAGAAACUUCAUCUGCGGGUCCUCGGAUUGAUUUGCCGAGCACUAAUAAAAUGUCGACAUCGUCGAAUCACGAGAGUCCGCCAACUCCUGAAGCGAAUAUAAUAAAAAACGCAAAUUCGUCUGAUGAGAAGCAUCCGGAUGAGAAAGAAGAUAAGACGAAUGAAAGCAAAAUCCAGGAGCACGAAGACUAUAAUUAUGAUGAAGAACCUGAAGAAGAAGGAGUUUUCAAGUUCGAUUUCAACGAUGAUGGUGAUUAUGUAUACGACGACAAGAUUCCUGAUGAUCUGUUGAGUGAUGCUGAGUUGGAUAACAUGUUUUUUGAUUAUGAAAUGUUUGAUGAUGAAGAUUUGUACAAGGGAAUCGAUAAAGAUGAAAAUACACAAACGGAUGAUGAUGCAGGAGAAACUGAAAGUGAUGAUGACGGUGAUGGCUAUGAGAAUUGGUUUAACGAUAAAUUGAUGCCACAAAUCGGGGCGUCGAAGAAGCCUGCGACUGUUACAGCGACAACUAUUAAACCAAUAUCAUCCCAAACGGGAAAAGAGUCAACUUCGGAAACAGAAUCGGAGCAAUCUCAAUCCGAAUGCGAUGAUGGAAAAAUUGAUGCCUGGGAUCGUGUGCUCAUGUUCAUCUCAUUCCCCGUUGUUUUCAGUUUUGUUGCCAUUCAAGAUCGCGCAUUCUCGUAA
Caenorhabditis bovis is the source of this 1287-nucleotide messenger RNA. The record is from the annotation of a GenBank genome assembly. NCBI's taxonomy places the organism in Eukaryota, Metazoa, Nematoda, Chromadorea, Rhabditida, Rhabditidae.